Molecule: messenger RNA, 1062 nt
Organism: Rasamsonia emersonii CBS 393.64
Lineage: Eukaryota; Fungi; Ascomycota; Eurotiomycetes; Eurotiales; Trichocomaceae
Exons: 2
Coding region: 1-1062 (353 amino acids)
Source: RefSeq, a predicted model, not a curated record
AUGCACUUUUUCGACAAGGUAGAAAAAACGGUCUGGGGAUCAUUAUGUGUGCUGGCGACGCUGUUUCUGGUCGUCUGGUACUACCAAACGGCGGCGCACUGGACGACGAUCGACCCCAGCAGGCCAGAUCCAGUACCUGUCAUCUUGUCGACGGAGAGAAACUACACUCGGACACUGGUGGUAGCCAAAUUGCAGGAUGAUGACACGUCCUGGGUCGACAGACUUGUCCAUGAAGACCCCCAUCUGCAUGGCGCCGUCUAUACGGUCGACAACAGCAGCGCCGAGCUGACGGUGCCGAUGAACAAGGGACACGAAGCGAUGGCGUACCUCACCUACAUCAUCGACCACUACUCUUCACUGAGCGACAUCACCCUGUUCAUGCACGCCCACCAGACGACGUGGCAUAACAAUGAUUUCCUCGAUUCGGAUUCGGCCCUGAUGGUCCGGCGACUCCGGAGCGAGCAUGUCGUCCGCAGCGGCUACAUGAAUCUGCGAUGCCACCAGCAACCGGGCUGUCCGGAUCAUAUCCAUCCCGUGGUUGGUGACGGCGUCAACAAUGUUGAUGACGAUCUUCUCAACAUCCCCGAAGCGGCCGUGAUCGGCAGCUCGUGGCGACAGUUGUUCCCUGAUGAGCCGGUGCCAGCGGUCCUGUCGCAGCCAUGCUGCGGGCAAUUUGCAGUCAGCGCCGAGCGGAUUCGCAACAUCCCACUAGAGCACUAUGUCUCUUAUCGAGACUGGCUUCUGGGGACGGAACUGGAGGACAGUCUGUCCGGACGCGUUUGGGAGUAUCUGUGGCAGUUCCUGUUCACGGGCCAGGCGGAGUAUUGUCCCGAAGAGACGUUCUGUUACUGCGAGGGAUACGGCGUUUGUUUCGAUGAGGACGAAUACGAGCAGUACUUUGAACUGCGGGACGAGGCGCGGAGACUGGAAAAGGAGAUUGAGGGACUGACCUCGACAGACGCAGAAGACGAGACGCCGGAAGACACGGUCACGGCGAUGAAAAUCGACCUCGCAGUGAUGUAUCAGAGGAUGGACGAAAUCAAAGCCAAAGAGGUUCAAUAA